UGCAGAGGGGAGAGCGGCGCGAGCCAAGUUGGGGGAGGGUGGAGGAAACCCGGGAGAAAGCCUUCUCCAGCCCCCAAAGUUUUGAUGAUGACCAUGACUACGAUGGCUGACGGCUUGGAAGGCCAGGACUCGUCCAAAUCCGCCUUCAUGGAGUUCGGGCAACAGCAGCAGCAGCAGCAACAGCAGCAACAGCAGCAGCAGCAGCAGCAACAGCAGCCGCCGCCGCCGCCGCCGCCACAGCCGCACUCGCAGCAGAGCUCCCCGGCCAUGGCAGGCGCGCACUACCCUCUGCACUGCCUGCACUCGGCGGCGGCGGCGGCGGCGGCGGCCGGCUCGCACCAUCACCACCACCAGCACCACCACCACGGCUCGCCCUAUGCGUCGGGCGGCGGCAACUCCUACAACCACCGCUCGCUCGCCGCCUACCCCUACAUGAGCCACUCGCAGCACAGCCCUUACCUCCAGUCCUACCACAACAGCAGCGCGGCCGCCCAGACGCGAGGGGACGACACAGAUCAACAAAAAACCACAGUGAUUGAAAAUGGGGAAAUCAGGUUCAAUGGAAAAGGGAAAAAGAUUCGGAAGCCUCGGACCAUUUAUUCCAGCCUGCAGCUCCAGGCUUUAAACCACCGAUUUCAGCAAACUCAGUACCUGGCCCUUCCCGAGAGAGCUGAACUGGCAGCCUCCUUAGGACUGACACAAACACAGGUGAAGAUAUGGUUUCAGAACAAACGCUCUAAGUUUAAGAAAUUGCUGAAGCAGGGCAGUAACCCGCAUGAGAGUGACCCCCUCCCGGGCUCAGCGGCCCUGUCACCGCGCUCGCCGGCGCUGCCUCCGGUGUGGGACGUUUCUGCCUCAGCCAAGGGCGUCAGUAUGCCCCCCAACAGCUACAUGCCCGGCUAUUCGCAUUGGUACUCCUCUCCACACCAGGACACGAUGCAGAGACCACAGAUGAUGUGAGUUGUCUGAGGGAAAUUGAUACCCUAGGGAACCGUCUGAACAAGGCAAGGAGGAUCCAGGACCUGCCUUGCAUCGCCAGACCCAGCUAAGGAGCAGGCUCGGAGAACUCCUGUGUGGCAAGAGAGUGGGGGCGCUUGUUCGCCCUCUUGGGCUCGCUCUCUCUCUCUCUCCCUCUCUCCCUAACUUCUCCUUUCCUUCCUUCCUUCCUUCCUUCCUUCCUUCCU
This is a messenger RNA of Suricata suricatta (meerkat), 1184 nucleotides long. RefSeq names its product distal-less homeobox 6 (gene DLX6). Gene Ontology annotation, molecular function: RNA polymerase II cis-regulatory region sequence-specific DNA binding; DNA-binding transcription factor activity, RNA polymerase II-specific. The record is from RefSeq and is a predicted model, not a curated record. Gene Ontology annotation, biological process: cell differentiation; regulation of transcription by RNA polymerase II; embryo development. Bases 85 to 960 code for a protein of 291 amino acids. The transcript is spliced from 3 exons. NCBI's taxonomy places the organism in Eukaryota, Metazoa, Chordata, Mammalia, Carnivora, Herpestidae.